Rhagoletis zephyria (snowberry fruit fly) is the source of this 7121-nucleotide messenger RNA. RefSeq names its product triple functional domain protein-like. The record is from RefSeq and is a predicted model, not a curated record. Gene Ontology annotation, biological process: axon guidance. Gene Ontology annotation, molecular function: protein binding; guanyl-nucleotide exchange factor activity. Gene Ontology annotation, cellular component: extrinsic component of membrane; cytoplasm. Lineage: Eukaryota; Metazoa; Arthropoda; Insecta; Diptera; Tephritidae.
UUGAAGAGAAAAAAUUUGUUUCAUUUCGUUCUCGCGUUGGGCAGCAAAAUCCUCCUGCAAAAUUUUUAAUUUUCAAUAAGAAAUACCUAAAAUUUAGACAAAAUACAAUCAAAAAGUGAAUAAUCAAUGUGUGCGCUAGUGAAAUAUUAUAAAAAGUGUUCAAAUUUAUGGCGAAAUAGUGGUUUUCCGGCAAUACGAAAUUUCUCAAAAAAUCAAUGACAGCAAAAAAGCAGCGGAGCACCAACAUCAGCAAGACCAGGAGGAGCAAAAGAAUAGCGGGAGGAAACAGAAAUCGUCGAAGUAAUGGGAGGAUGAAGAAGAAGCAACGAACAGGCAAGUAGUUAAGCAGCAACCAGCGAAAUCAGACAGUGAACCAGUCCGCCAGCGGCAACCAGCACCGAAAACAACAACAAUUACAUAUAAUAAACGUUUUUUUUUUCCUUUCGCGUUUGUGUGAUUUAUUUUUAUUUUUUGGAUACCUCUGUGCCAAUGAAUGAUGGUUUUUGGCUGGUGAUGAAGAAUAAUACGAAAAAUAUCCAAAAAAGUAAAUAUGACAAUAAAGAAAGGUUUAUAAUAAAAGAAAACGAAGCAAAAUUUGGAAUGGUGUUGUCGCUGCAUUGCUGAUGAUGCUGCAGAAGCUGACGUCGACGACGACAGCGGCAGCGACAGCGACAGCAGGCAGCACUUGUGGCAAAGUGAGCAGUGGAAGCAACAUAAACGGAAAUAUCUUCGUCAGUAGUGAUUGCUCAAUGCAAAUUAAAAGUUAAUUAGUGUAAAGAAGAAUUUGUUAAAUUCAAAAACGUAAAGUGAAGAAAGAAAAGCACAUAUUUAGUACAAUCUUACAAUGGCAUUGAAAUAGUGAUUAGAAAUAGAAAAGAAAUCGCGAAUCAAUUCCAUAUGUCUUGGUUGAACAGUUAUUGGGCUUUUUAUAUAAAAAUUAAACCGACGAACAAUUAUUUCGAUAUUAAAAAACUAUUCGGUGGCCAGUUGAGAAAAAACUGCCCAAGUUGAGGCAAGGUUACAGCACAAAAUUGGCACAGGAUAUUAAACGAAAUGAACCAAACGGCAAUGGCGGUAAAAAAGAAAUUAUUCGCCGAACGUAAUAACCGUGAAAUGGUUAGCCGAAAAAUCGAUUGAAAUACUCAUAUUAGUGACCCUGAAAAAGGAACAUACACACAUUUGCGAUAUACAAAAGGCAAUAUUCCAACCAUCACAGUGCAACUACAAAUAUGGAUGGACAAAGAGCGCGCGAUAUUUUAACCCUUCUACAAGAACGUGUCGUAUGUCUCACUGGUGGGAGGGAUAGACGUGGUGGGCCCUUACUCUGUUUUCCCGCAACACCUAAACGCGAUCGUCUAAAACCGGAAGAUUUGCGGCGUUUGUUGAGCUACUUGAUUAUGAUACCAAGCGACUCGGCGAAGAACCUCGGCUUCACGGUUAUCAUUGAUAUGCGAGGCAGGAAUUGUUCAACCAAUCUAAAGACAAUACUCAAAGUGCUGCAGGAGCAUUUCAGUGCUAACAUACACAACGUUGUGCUCAUUAAACCAGAUAAUUUCUGGCAAAAGCAACGUGCUUCAAUAUCGACAAAUAAAUAUAAAUUUGAAACAUCGAAUAUAUCUAUCGAAGCGCUACACAAUGCCGAAUCUCAUCAGUUGACUUCGGAUUUUGAUGGCACCCAGCCGUACGAUCAUCAACAGUGGACUGAAUCGCGUCUGGCAAUCGAAGAUUUCUUUUGGCAGGCCAGCGAUAUGGCUGAUCGCAUAGACGAUCUGCAGGAAGACUUGCAGCGCAACGACUUUGCCGAGGAUGUGAAUGGCGCCAAGCAUUCGCUCGAUCAUCACAACGAAAUGAAGAAGAAAAUACAAAAUCUGCCCAUUGAAGAUUUGGAAUUGCAAAGUAAGAAAUUGCUAGCCAAAAUAAAUAAGAAUUCAGGUGGUGCUGUGCCAGGCAGACAGCCCUGUGUUGGCACUGGCGCUGACUGUGGCGGCAGCGAUUCCGGCACUUCAACGCAGACGCAAAACUCUUCACCAGCUUUUCGCGCUGCCACCAACAAUCCCGACAUGGCCGCAGCUGUCAACAAAGCGCUGCGCCAAGUAGACCUCAUACGGAAUGGCCAACAGCGUCUACUUACGUUGUGGCAGCACAAGAAAUCCAAAUUGGAUCAGUGUUUCCAGUGGCGGCUCUUCGAACAAGAUUGUGAAAAAAUGUUCGAUUGGAUUUUGCACAACCGCGAUGUCUUUCAGAUGUCAUAUGUCGAUGGGCAUAACUAUUCUGUGGCCAAAUCGCUACAGGAUGAGCAUCAGAAAUUUGCUGUCGCUUCAAUGAAUGUAUCAGUCAAUAUAGAUCGCAUACUAGCUGUAGCUGCACGUCUGAUCGAGAGCCAGCAUUAUGCCGCACAGCACAUUAAAACGCUAGCCACGCGUCUUGAUCGCACUUGGAAAGACUUUGCCGCUGGGCUGGAUGAGCGUACAGCAGUGCUGCAGUUGAGUGUGCUCUUCCAUCACAAGGCGGAGCAAUAUUGCAAUAGCGUUGCCUCGUGGGCAGCAGCCUGUCAAGCAUCACAACCGCUUCCAUCAGACAUUCAGAGUCUGGAGACAGCCAUACGCACACAUCAGUCACUGUACGAAGCGAUGUGUCAGGCCUACACCGAAGUGCACUCUACCAGCAAAAAACUACUUUACCAACUGGAUCAUCUGGUGCAGGUGUGCAACCAACCACCGCCACCUGGUGUACCCGAUCACCGCAAGAAUAGCAGCUUUAAUAAGUACGAACGUCAGAACCCGGCAGCUGAUUAUAGUGAGGGUGCUUCUCAUGUGCUUGCCGUCAUCCACCAAAUACUCGGUCAUCAUCGUUCGUUGGAGGCGAAAUGGCACCAAGAGAAAAUAAGAUUGCAUCAAACUUUGGCGCUACGCCUCUUCCAGGAGGAUGUAAAACAGGUACUCGAUUGGUUGAAAAAUCAUGGUGAGGUCUUCUUGCGCAAGAAUACCGGCAUAGGGCGCAAUUUGCAGAAGGCGCGUGUUUACCAAAAGUCCCAUGAGCACUUUGAAAAUGUCGCGCAGAACACUUACAGCAACGCCGAAAAACUGCUCUCUGCAGCGGAUGAGUUGGCGCGCAGUGGCGAAGCAGAUCCGAACGAGAUUUACUCAGUAGCACGCGAGCUGGAGCUGCAAGUGGCCAGUUUCGCUGAACGCGUUGAGCAGCGGCGCCGGCGCUUGGAAAUGGCUGUCAUAUUUUACACGCACGAAAAGGAGGUGACUGCUUGGAUCGAUCAAUUGCGCACCGAUGUUUCCACUGACCAAACAAUGCUCUCUCAAGAGAAUCUCGAAGGCAUUGAACGUCACCUGCAGCAAUUUCGUGAACAGCAGGAGAGCACGCUGAAAGGUUGCAUGCAGACUAUUGCUCAAGGUGAAGCCCUACUGCAGGAAAUGCGUUCACUUGAGUAUGAUGAAAAUAGCGUAUCCAUAUCGGGCCUGGAAACCACUUUGGAGAAAUUGACAAAACAAAAAGUGGAAUUGGAGGAGCUGUGGUCUGCGCGCCAAUAUCGCGCUGAUCUAAUACUCCGUUUACGUUACUUCGAACGUGACGCAAUGGAGUUAUCAUCACAAUUGGAAAUUUGGUCGGAGGAGCUGCAGCAUGCCGACUUGUCGCGUGACUAUCAAAAGGCGGAGCAAUUGAUACGCAUGCAUAACGACUCUGUAACCGACAUACAGAACACAACUUACGAGGUGCUACAACAGGGACAAGAUUUGCUUCAAAUGUUCGAAACUGCUGGCAUCAUUUCGAUGGCAGAUGCUACACACACAGCGCAGGCGCGCAUACAGUACCUCCUGGACUUUUUGGGUGAACGUGAAAUUGACCUUGAGGAACUGUCUGAGGCGAAGCGCGCGAAGCUGGAACAAGCUGUACAGUUGUGCCAGUUUCAAAAUGAUGCCAAUCAAGUAAUAUCGUGGAUACGUAAUGGUGAAGCAAUGCUGGUUGCCAGCUUUGUUACGCCAAAUAGCUUACAGGAGGCAGAGCAGCUGCGCAAGGAACACGAACAGUUUCAGGUCGCCAUUGAGAAAACACACACCUCAGCCGUGCAAGUGAAAUAUCGUGCCGAUGCUCUCAUUAAUGCCAAUCAUUACGAUCCCCAAUCGAUACGUGAAAUUUCCGACGAUGUCACCAAGAAGUGGCAACAGUUGGUUACCUACGCUGAAGAGCGUCACAAACUAGUUACCGCCUCAAUGAAUUUCUACAAAACCGCCGAACAAGUGUGCUCCGUGCUCGAUAGCUUGGAACGUGAGUACCGACGCGAAGACGAUUGGUGUGGCGGUGGUGGCUCUAGCGACAAAGCGCAAACCAUUGUGCAAUUGAUUUCGAAGCAUCAGGAACAAAAGGAGGCAUUCCUCAAAGCGUGUACACUUGCACGUCGUACCGCCGAAACAUUCCUUAAAUAUGCAAAUCGUUCACAACAGUACUACAAGUAUCAGACGCAGGGUAAUUGCGAGACACAUGUUCGCACCAUACUCGACAAGUUGUUGACUCAGGAAAAUCAGGUGCUUGAAUUUUGGACACAACGCAAGAAGUCGCUGGAUCAGUGUCAACAAUUCGUGCUGUUUGAGCGUAGCGCAAAGCAGGCAAUCGAAUGGAUACACAACACCGGCGAGGCAUAUCUCUCGUCACGCACGAAUCUCGUGGGUAAGACCCGCGAAGAGACCGAAGGUCUGCUCAAAGAGCAUAACGAAUUUCGCGGUACCGCGAAGGAAACGCGCGAGCGUGUAAAACUGCUAAUACAGUUGGCCGAUAGUUUGGUUGAGAAGGGACAUGCGCAUGCUAGCGCCAUUAAGCAAUGGGUGGCGUCCGUCGAUCAAAGAUACAAGGACUUUAGUAAUCGCAUGGACACUUAUAGAGAACAGUUGGAGAAGUCACUAGGCAUGGCAAAAGCUCUGCCUGCUGAGUCGGAUGCGAAUUCUUCUAUUAGCUCUGCUUCCGGUUCCACAACUGAUCGCCACUCAGAUCCUUCACUGGAAGCCAAACUCACCACAUCGUCAACAGCCGCAUCGAAAGAAAUUAACGAAGAAAAACGUAAAUCGGCACGUAGAAAAGAGUUUAUUAUGGCCGAAUUAAUGCAGACUGAACGUACCUAUGUAAAAGACUUGGAAACGUGCAUCAAAUGCUUCCUUGAAGAGUUUCGCACUGGUCUGGGUGUACCAGCAGCAUUGGCCGGCAAAGAGGAUACCCUCUUCGGCAACAUACGUGAAAUUUACAAUUUUCAUCAAAAAAUCUUUCUACGCGAAUUGGAAAAAUACGAAACUAUGCCCGAAGAUGUUGGUCAUUGCUUUGUCACGUGGGCAUCAAAAUUCGAUAUGUAUGUUUAUUACUGCAAAAACAAACCAAUUUCGAAUAAUUUGAUGGUACAACAUUCGGGCACUUAUUUCGAUGAGCUACAACAUCGACACAAAGUUGAGCAUCCAUUGCCUGCGUUUCUAAUCAAACCAGUGCAGCGCAUUACAAAAUAUCAAUUACUACUUAAAGAUUUGCUCUCUUGUUGUGAGGAGAGUCAUGGUGAAAUCAAAGAGGGUUUGGAAGUAAUGCUAAAUGUGCCGAAGAAGGCGAAUGAUGCAAUGCAUUUGUCAUUGUUGGAGAACUGUGAUGUACCCAUAGAUAAUUUGGGUGAGGCAGUGCUGCAGGAUGCAUUCCAAGCUUGGGAUACCAAACAAUUGAUACGCAAGGGGCGUGAAAGGCGUGUAUUCUUAUUCGAAUUGUAUUUACUCUUUGCCAAAGAGGUGAAGGAUUCAAAUGGCUCUGUAAAAUAUCAAUUCAAGAGCAAACUCAUGACAACCGAUAUGGGCAUCACCGAACACAUUGAAGGCGAUGAAACUAAAUUCGCUGUGUGGACGGGACGUUCACCUAUGCUCUCUGAUUGCCGCAUCGUUUUGAAGGCGAAUAGCCUGGAAACCAAACAGGUUUGGGUCAAGAAAAUGCGUGAAGUAAUGCAAGAAACCUGCUUUUCGGGCACAUCACUUACGCUACCUAAGUCACCAGCAAAGAAUUCAGGCUCAUCGCAACGUUCAUCACGUGAUCUAGAUGAACCAUUGACGGAGAACGAUCAUGAUCGUUGUUCACUGGCCAGUUUCGGUUCCGGCAAUACCACAGAUAGUGACAAUAAGAUUGGUAGCCACGAGGGCACUUGGGUGGUCGCUGAUUACAUUGCAACACCCGGCUCCAAUGAGUUGAGUGUAACUAAAGGGCAACAAGUUGAGGUUGUGGAAGCACCCUCAGCCGCCGAGCCAGAUUUCUGUUUAGUACGCCUAAAUCCACAAAGUGACGAUGCAGCCGUACAGGAAGGACUGGUGCCUGUUUCAAUACUUAAACCAUCGCCAAGCGCACAGAAGAACAGUUCGGCGCGCAAGGAAACAAACGAUGUGAUGCAGGAGCAAAGUAACAAUCGCGGCAAACCGGAUCCGUUGACUUCAUCAACAAAGCGACGUGGUUUUAGCGGGCCAAAAUGGUUUCCACUACGAAAACAUUCACAAAACAAGAACGAGAAGACGCCAGCCGAUAAAAUACUUACAAAGAAAUCCUCAGAAAAGAGCUUAAGAUUGACACAAAAACAAACGGAGCAGGAUGAUAAGAACCUUGUAACUUCGGCCACAGCAGGCAGUCGAAGCCACUAUGGCACAUCGGCGGCGUCAUCACAGGCCAAUGCCGCACAAGCCGAUUAUGAGGCCGAGGAAGAAGCUGGUUUAGAACUACCACCACCGAUGAAACCUUUACAGGAGCCACACUUAAUGGCAAACGGUCCGCCAGUAUUUGCCAAGGAUCUCAAAGAGAAUUCCAAAAACUUGGCAAGCGCUGGCAAAAUGGAUGGAAAUCCCGCCGUAGAUUUAUCGGAAAUUGAGCAAAUUGUCAAAGAGAAAACGGAACAACACGAGGAGAAAUCAAAAAUUUUAAAACCAAACGCAAACAAUUGCAGUAAUAGCAAUGCUGAUGUUUGUGCCAGCAACGGUUGCAACACAGUUGGUGAGAAGACAGAUGCCACAGAUAAUUACGAUAACAGCAACUUAUAUAAUCAUGAGGAGCGUAACACAGAAAACAGUGAUAUUGAAAGCGCGCUUAGAAAGCGUCAAUACGCAAUNUAA